AUGAAACUGGAAGUUCUCAGGGUGGAGCCUGAUGGAGUCCGAUGGUUGACACCAGGACCAAGGAAACAUUCCUGUCAACUCACCAUCGACACAAACACAAUGCACCGAAAACUGAAACUGUCUGAAGACAACAAGACGUUGACAUAUGAAGGGGACGAGCUUCAGCCGUAUCCUGAUCAUCCAGACAGAUUUGAGUAUUUUCACAAUGUCCUGUGUGAAACUCCUCUGACUGGUCGCUGUUACUGGGAGGUGGAGUGGAGAGGAGGAGUUGAUAUAUCAGUGAGUUACAGAAGAAUCAGGAGGAAAGGAGACAGUAGAGCCUGUGUGUUUGGAGAAAAUGAUCAUUCCUGGUGUCUGAUCUACGCUGAUUAUAAGGAGUGCUAUGUCAGGCACAAUGAUGUAAAAACUCGUCUUCCCUGCUCCUCUUUUUCUCACAGAGUAGGUGUAUAUGUGGAUUAUCCUGCUGGCAUUCUGUCCUUCUACAAAGUUUCCUCUGACUCACUGACCCAAAUCUACACCUAUAAAACCACAUUCACUGAACCUCUCUAUGCUGGGUUUGGGCUCUGGAUCUCUGGUUCUAAACUGGUUCUGAAGAACUAGAGUUUCUCAUGUCAGAGAAUUUCUCUCUGUUAAAGUCAAAAGUAAAAGUCAAGACAGUUCAAAGUUCUUUUCCCCAUAAUAACAUAAUACAGUUUAAAAUUAGGAAACAUUAAAUAUUGUCAGAUAUGAAAAUGAUGAAGCAAAAAUGCAUCAAAUAUGUUGAUCAGUGUUGUAGGAGCAGAUUAUGAAUUUCUGUAUUCCAAAUGGUUUGGGUCACAUGAUCUGUCAGCUGUCUAUUUAGGUAGCACCUGGUGUUGAUGAAGGCAGGUGUGUUCCACCCGAAAAGGGGAAACAGUUUUGACCGCAACGCAAUGCAAUAUUGACGUGAUGCAAUGCUACCGCUAUGGAACUAAAUGCUGUGUGGAUCACUGAGAAUAUGUAUGCGGUGUUAUUGACAACAUGUUAGAGGAAUGACUUGUACAAAGGAAAUAAGAUGAUGAUUGCCGAGUCAAGAUAAUAAAUGGAUUACCUGCA
This is a messenger RNA of Gambusia affinis (western mosquitofish), 1074 nucleotides long. Its product is annotated as stonustoxin subunit alpha-like. The coding region runs from base 1 to 600 and encodes 199 amino acids. Gene Ontology annotation, molecular function: protein binding. The transcript has 3 exons. NCBI's taxonomy places the organism in Eukaryota, Metazoa, Chordata, Actinopteri, Cyprinodontiformes, Poeciliidae. The record is from RefSeq and is a predicted model, not a curated record.